ACAUACACACAAAACAAAAGCCAAACUUGUGGUUCAAUAACAAUUGUUAAAACCAGUAAAAAAAUUGGUGUUUAAAUGUAAAUUCGUAAUUUUAAUAAAAUCGUAGUAGCACUUAAAGCAGUCAGGAAUUUACCGUGUACAAUUAAAAAAAAACCAUCUUCAUGGAUGUGAUUUUGUGUGAAUUGAAAAGAUGCUAUGUUCAAUGGCAUCCAAAUGAUUGAUAAAAUGCCAUUUGCUACAUUUUGACCUUUUGUUCCCUUGAUUAUUUUCCUCGUCGUCCAAAUUAUUAUAUUACUUUUUCAUAUGGCUGCAUCUAAGGUUAUGUAUUCAGAAGGUUAUAAGUAUUGGUGGGCUUACAAGAAAAAUAAUACGAUUUACUAUCGAUGUUCGCGUUAUAAAACAUCAUGUCCGGGCCGAUGUGCACGUGCUGUGGAAGACACAAGGAUUCGAAUUUGUCGUGAGCACAACCAUGAACCCGAACCAGAUCGUAUUCUUGUGGAUAAAUUUCGAAAAGUGUUAACCCAUCGUGCGGCUACCGAAACAAAAGAAUUGCCAACAAUUUACUGGGAGGAAGCAAGUCAACGACAUUCCGAUGCCGCUCUACUUUAUACAUUCAGUGCGGCCGAGUCGGCAAUGCGAAAAGCACGACGUUACAAACAAUUACCACAAGCACCGCAUAGUGUUCAAGAUUUUGACAAUAUCUUGAGUAAUACGAAUAUAUUUCGCAUACACAGUGGAUCACGACGGGAUCCAUUUUAUCAAACAACUCUUACACUCAACGAUGACAGUGUGUGCGUCAUUUUUAUGCAUAUGAAAACCAUCGAAACGAUUGGCCACAUCGAAGAGAUUCACAUCAAUGAUUCCAUGAACACUGAUCCAGACAUUCAGCUCACACAUCACUUGCUCAUCGUUCAUGCGGUGAAAAAUUAUUACCAUAUUCCAAUUUUGUAUGCAAUAUCAGCGAUUAAAACACAAGCAAUUUAUGCAGUUAUCUUUGCUUAUAUUCGAGAGAAUCUAUCGGCAUAUAUAACACCAAAUACAAUUAUGAGUGAUUUUGAUCCAGAAACCCAGCUGGCACUUGCAUACACAUUUCCGGAUGCUUCAAUAAAAGGUUUCUGGUUUUAUUACACCGAUGCCAUUUUAAAGUAUAUGAAAUGCAUACGAUUGCAUUGGGACAAAAGUCGAAGUAAUACAUCAAGUUGUUUGCGAAUGUUAAUGGUGCUACCAUUAUUACCAGCUGAAUAUAUGGCUCCCGGUUUACAAGCGAUUCGAAAAUGGGCACAAGAAAAAUCGGCAAUGAAUCAAUCGAUUGAAAAAUUAUGCACAUUCAUCGAACACGAUUGGUUGCGGUCGGUUGGUGCUGAUAAAAUGUCGAUAUUUGGUUUACCGCACGGUGUCUAUAAUUAUGUACAACAUUUCAACAAUGAAUUUCGACGAUCAUUGCUCAGUUCACAGCAACAACAAUCGAUUUGGCAUAUCUUGGAAUGUAUAACUCAUUUGGCAACGAGAACGUAUAUGAAAUGUAAUAAACAGAAAAAUGUGAAUAUAAAAACGCCGAAUAAACAUCAGAAGAUGCUCGAGACUAUUAUUAAAAAUGCAACACAAAUGUGGUGCGCCGAUCCAAUUCAUUUACGAAAUCCAUUACAAUUUCUUCAGUUGAGCAGCCAUUGCAUUAACGAUGCCUAUAUGGAAGCAUCUCAAGUGCAUUUUACAACAUUUUCGGAAAAAUCGCAUACAGAUGACCGACAUUUUAGUGUGAUAAAAUCGAACUCGAAUCGAAAAAAUAAAUCGACCCCGAUAAAAGAUACGCAAAAGAAUUACAUAGGCGAUGAAUCCGAAUAUACGAGCACUGAAAUAAUUGGUGAUGCUCAGUCAGAACAAAUUUUAUCAAGAUCAUCUACGGUGGAAAUUGUUAACAGAAGUGAACCACCACCGUUGGCAUUUUUCCCGAAAAGUCGAGGCACUGCACAUAAACCAAUCAUAUUUUCAGCAACUGAACCACCACCACUUGUUCCUAUUGCACGCAAUUUUGCAUGAAAUGAUAAACAAUAAAAAGAAUUUAUCUCAUCGAUUUUUGAAGUACAAAUUCAUUUGAAAUACUCAAUUCGAUGUGAAAAUUCAUCAGGUAUUUUAAGUAAUUGUUUC
Molecule: messenger RNA, 2145 nt
Organism: Contarinia nasturtii (swede midge)
Lineage: Eukaryota; Metazoa; Arthropoda; Insecta; Diptera; Cecidomyiidae
Exons: 4
Coding region: 304-2037 (577 amino acids)
Source: RefSeq, a predicted model, not a curated record